Molecule: messenger RNA, 330 nt
Organism: Didymodactylos carnosus
Lineage: Eukaryota; Metazoa; Rotifera; Eurotatoria; Philodinida; Philodinidae
Source: the annotation of a GenBank genome assembly
AUGUCUACAUUACCACAAUUCGAUACAAUUAAGAAUUCUUUAUAUCGGACAAGAAAUGAAAAAUAUCCACCAUUACCGAAUUUCAUUGACGAUGUAAAACUCGAGGGUUCAUGGCGAUUAACACUUAACAAUGAAGAUUUUUUAGUAAUCGAUAAUAGUAGUCCUCGUUAUUUAUGUUUUGGAACGACCGAUUCAUUAAAAUUAUUAUGUGAUUCUGAACAUAUAUUUAUGGAUGGUACAUUCAAAUCUUGUCCAUCACCAUUUGCCCAGAUAAAAACAAAAGCACGUACGUAUCCUUAUUCAACGAGCUUUGUAUUAGCUUUAAAAUGA